Messenger RNA from Phragmites australis (common reed), 1690 nucleotides. RefSeq names its product probable protein phosphatase 2C 74. The transcript has 3 exons. The record is from RefSeq and is a predicted model, not a curated record. Bases 87 to 1301 code for a protein of 404 amino acids. Gene Ontology annotation, biological process: protein dephosphorylation. Gene Ontology annotation, molecular function: cation binding; protein serine/threonine phosphatase activity. NCBI's taxonomy places the organism in Eukaryota, Viridiplantae, Streptophyta, Magnoliopsida, Poales, Poaceae.
ACUGCCCUCUCAUCCUCUCUUCCCACAAUUUGCAAACGAUCUAUUUGACCAGCCAGCUUAUCUGCAUCCUCGCUCUCGGGCCGGCGAUGCUGUACACCGUUCGGUUCCUGUGCUCUGUCGUUGACGCCUUCGCGAGCUUCGUGCGCGAGCUCCUCAAGGCAGUCGUCGUCGACAUGGCGUGCUCCCCGGUUGUUGUCCCCGUGCCCGCUGCAGCGGUGCCCCCCGCCGGCCUGGUGGCCGCCACGCAACUCUCGCUGAGGAGGAAGGCGCGUGCCCCGGUCGCCGUCCAGGAGCAGCUGCGUCUGCUGGUCACGCCACCGCCGGUGGUUGCUCCAGCGGCGUGCGAUGACGACCUCGGUGGUUGCACUGUGGAAGAGCAGCAAGCUGAGGGAAAGAAGAGGAAGAAGGCGGCGUGGGCGGCGACGAGGAGGCCGUCGAGUCUGGUCAUACCGGUGGCGGAUGACGCCGGCGAGGUGCCCGCCGGCUGGGGUGUGGCUGCGGCGCCGGAGGCCGAGGUGGCUGUCGAAGGGGAGGUCUUUUGGCUGGCGAGCAGGGCGGGACCGAAGCAUGCAAUGGAGGACGGCUAUGGGGUGAUCACCCACAAAAACGAUGGAGAUUCCCAACUGGCAUUCUACGGUGUGUACGACGGGCACGGCGGCCGCGCGGCGGUGGACUUCGUCUCCGAGCGUCACGGCAGGAACGUCGUCUCCGCAGUGCUCGCCGCGGGAACUGAGGAGGACGACGUGUCGGCGGCGAUCAGAGCCGCCUACUUGAAGACUGACAGCGAACUCCUCACCCAGCUGCAGGGUGCAAGCGGUGGUGCAUGCGCCGCGACGGCGCUGGUGAAGGGCGGCGACCUCUACGUGGCGAACCUGGGCGACUGCCGCGCCGUGCUGAGCCGCGACGGCGCCGCGGCCGCGCUAACGGCCGACCACACCUGCGCGAAGGAGGAUGAGCGGGCCCGCGUCGAGAGGGAGGGCGGCUACGUGAGCCGCAGCGGCAGCGGCGUGUGGCGGGUUCAGGGCAGCCUCGCCGUGUCGCGCGCAUUCGGCGACGGUGGCCUGAAGCAGUGGGUCGUCGCCGACCCGGCGGUCACCAGGGUGCCCCUGAGCGCCGGGUGCGACUUCCUCGUCAUCGCGUCCGACGGGCUCUGGGACAAGGUGAGCAACCAGGAGGCCGUUGACGCCGUCUCGAGGAGCAGGGCGACAUCUUGCAGGGAGCUGGUGGACAUGGCGCGCCGAAGGGGGAGCCGAGAUGACGUCACUGUCAUGGUCGUCGACCUCCAGAGUUUCGUACCAUAGAAGUGACGACUGACGACGGAGCUGAGGCACUAACUGUGCACUGAGAGAUCAACCUUCACUAAUUUGGUUGCAGCAACUAGAUAGCUUGGUUUUGACCGGGGAGUGCUGAAGGUGGUGAAGCAGAGGACGAGAGCUCCUUGAUUGUUUGAUUGCCUGUAGAUACGUAGCAUCCAGUUUGGUUCAUCGCUGGAGGAAUUUUGAGCUUUAGAUCCCCCUCCCCCCACCCUCUCCCUUUUCUGAAUGUAAAUAGAUUUUGGCUGUCCGGAAAAGUCCAAAUUUUGGUCACGGUGAAAAUUGUUUAGUUUUAAAUUGUGGUUUGUUUGUCUGAAUUCACUCUUCCAGUCUGAUCUGGCGGAUAUAUAUACACAUCUUUAGUCUGGUCCGGUAGA